GUUCUUGCCAUUUCUUGCCCUGGAUGACCAUAUAUUUUCCUAUUUGCACCUCCUACUAAACCCUAGAACAUACCUGUCAAGCAUACAGAUGUUUAUUGAGAGAUAUCAACUAUAGUCUCAUUGUACUCAGUGGCCAAACUCGGAGCAAAACGAUUCAAGUUUAGACCCUGAGGCCACCAAACUACAGGCCGACACAUUGCUAAACUACAAUUCCCAGGAUGCCAUUGAACUCCGAUGUUGCAGUGUAUCUUGGGAAGGAUGUUCUCAGCUCUGCUUGGGCCCCAGGGUGGGGAAGCGCCAAAGUUGGUGCUUGAGGGUACGGAGGCUGUGAGGAUCGGAUCUCGCCUGAAUUUCCUCGGAACUCAUUUUGCCGGGCAGCUGUUUUAGCCGGCAGGAUUUAAGAACCGUGUCACUUCCGGUGAUACCGGAAGUCGCUUGAAAAUGGCGUCCUCCACGGUAGGCAGUCCUGCCUCUGGAGCGGUGGGAGCUACGAAGAAAGAAUUUCGAAGUCAGAAGCCGGAUACAGAAAACCGAGAUGAACCAGAACUCCUUACUGUUCCUGAUGGUUGGAAGGAACCCCCUUUUUCUAAAGAAGACAAUCCCAGAGGACUCUUGGAAGAAAGCAGUUUUGCAACUUUGUUUCCAAAAUACAGAGAGGCUUACUUGAAAGAGUGUUGGCCUUUGGUGCAGAAAGCCUUGAGUGAACAUCAUGUUAAUGCAACUCUGGACCUGAUUGAGGGCAGUAUGACUGUGUGUACUACAAAGAAGACUUUUGAUCCAUACAUUAUUGUUAGAGCCAGAGACCUAAUAAAACUGUUAGCAAGGAGUGUUUCAUUUGAACAGGCAGUACGAAUUCUUCAGGAUGAUGUUGCAUGUGAUAUUAUUAAAAUAGGUUCUUUAGUAAGAAAUAAAGAGAGAUUUGUAAAAAGAAGACAACGACUUAUUGGUCCCAAAGGAUCUACAUUGAAGGCAUUGGAACUCCUAACAAACUGUUAUAUCAUGGUUCAAGGAAAUACAGUUUCAGCCAUCGGACCUUUUAGUGGCUUAAAGGAGGUUCGAAAAGUAGUACUAGAUACCAUGAAGAAUAUUCAUCCAAUUUAUAACAUUAAAACCUUAAUGAUUAAACGAGAAUUAGCAAAAGAUUCUGAAUUACGAUCACAAAGUUGGGAGAGAUUUUUGCCACAGUUCAAACACAAAAAUGUGAACAAACGCAAAGAACCAAAGAAGAAAAGUGUUAAGAAGGAGUAUACACCAUUCCCACCACCCCAGCCAGAAAGCCAGAUUGAUAAAGAACUGGCUAGUGGUGAAUACUUUUUGAAGGCAAAUCAGAAGAAACGACAGAAAAUGGAAGCAGUAAAGGCUAAACAAGCAGAAGUUCUUAGUAAGAGACAAGAGGAAAGAAACAAAGCAUUUAUUCCACCUAAAGAAAAACCAGUUGUGAAACCAAAGGAAGCUUCUACUGAAACUAAAAUUGACGUGGCGAGCAUCAAAGAAAAAGUUAAGAAAGCAAAGAUGAAGAAGCUGGGAGCUCUUACAGCUGAGGAAGUUAAGCUUAAGAUGGAAGCAGAUGGAAAGAAAAAGAAGAAAAAGUAACAUAGAAAUCUGAACUAGAAGCCAGGCACUAGUGGCUCAUGCCUGUAA
Messenger RNA from Dipodomys ordii (Ord's kangaroo rat), 1641 nucleotides. It is a transcript of the gene Krr1, whose product is annotated as KRR1, small subunit (SSU) processome component, homolog (yeast). The transcript is spliced from 10 exons. The record is from RefSeq and is a predicted model, not a curated record. Gene Ontology annotation, cellular component: nucleolus; small-subunit processome. Lineage: Eukaryota; Metazoa; Chordata; Mammalia; Rodentia; Heteromyidae. The coding region runs from base 442 to 1593 and encodes 383 amino acids. Gene Ontology annotation, molecular function: RNA binding.